UAGCUGGGGGUGUCUUUUAGCACUAACGUGUUGUGUCUGUGAGGAUAAUACUGCAGAAAAAAUGAGCUUCACCCUGGGAAUAUCGAGCCAUGUGGGAUGAGCAUGAUGUACCACAUCAUCAGUCAUUCUUUAACAAUCCGCUGUAUUGUGGGUUCAGACGUAUUCUGCCAUUUAUUGUGAUGAUACAAGCUUCACUAACAGCCAAAGAAAGGAUAAUGAUGCCCAUUUGUGAAGCAGGCAGUGAUGUGCAUCUAGAUCGUUUGUAACAUUAAAAGAAGCAUAUUCUCCAGCUUGCAAACCAUGACACAAAGAGAUAUGGAUGGCAUUGGGAUGCAGACUCAGGACCUAAAUUGUUCUGGGGACAAGAAAGGAAAGGCUUCAGGGGUUAACAACAAGCAGUGGGUGAGAUUAGCGACUGUCGUGGCAUAUUUUCUAUGCGUGUCUCUGGCUGCUGUUAUUUUGGCUGUGUAUUAUGGCCUGAUAUGGGUCCCCUCUUCCAAGAACAGAACUGGAGAUUUUAGUGGUGCUGUGCCCAGUCUGUCUCCAGCUGGACCCAACAAAAACUCUACAGAAAUACAAGUCAAGAAACCUGUCUCUAAUCAAGACAUGAAAGGCAAGGACCUCAAUGGCAGAUCCAAACGUGGAUUCAAGACUUUAUUUGUUCAGGAACAAGGAAAAAAUCUUCAAGAUAUUCACAGAACACAUUUUGGAGAAAAGGUCUUAAAAACAAGCGUAAGAGACAGAAAGAAAGAUAAAGGUUCGGUACAAAAAUGUUCCUUUCUGAAAGGCACAGAGGAAACAGCUAACCCUGGAGAGAUAUCUGAAGAAGGAAGCAGCUUCCAACCUGAAUGUGAUUAUUGAUGGAACCAUAACAACUAACCAGUCAUAACUAUAUCUACAGACAGCAUACAUGGUCCAGUGCAUGUAGCAGAGGUCUCACUUGGUCAAUACUGUGGGUUACUUGUAAUGAACUAAUAUAAACGUUUCCUUUUUUUUAUAAAUAUUAGGACACAUUCAUUUAUUUCUUUUGAAAAUCUAGAUUUGCCGAUAAUUUUUAGUAAUAUUCUGAUUAGUAAGUAUGGGCAAUAGAAAACUUUAAACUCCAAAAAUGAAGCCUAAAGCUAAAUGGUGUGUGAGUGAAGGUUUAUCUGUAUUCAAGCCAUUCUGCCUCUGACAAAUGUAAGCAGAGGAUAACAUUGAUGAAUUAUCCAUUCAUUUACUGAAUCUAUUUCCUGGUGGCUUUGGAAAAACACAGUUUGCACUGGUAUUGGAUGUGGCGGAAGUAGCAGGGAUCAAUACAUUCAUUUAUACUGUGUGCCACAAUUUCUACUAAUUCAUACACCUCCAACAUCACUGCAUCAUGCUCUCUGCUUAUUAGGUUACUAACGUAUAAAAUAUUUUAUUGCCAGACAUGCAGGUUAAUAACGGGGGAUUUGUGUAAGUUCAUAAAACAAUAUGUACCUUACAUGUGCCAGUCUGUACACAUAUUCAUCACUAAUAUUAAUCAUAUAUUUAUCCAUAUACUUAUAAUAACAAUACAUUGCCUACUUCCAGCGUGUCACUUCAAUUGUCUGUGUUUUUUCUUAUGAUUUGCUGUUUGUAUAUCCCCGUAUCAACACAGCAAUUGCUGCCAUUUCAUCCCUUUAAACCCCAAAAUCCAGCAUUCCCUCUAGGUUAAAGCUUUUGGCUUGUGGACACAAAUUAUAAGGCCAGCACCCACAACUAAUCGUGGUGGAAAACAAGUAAUUUAGUAUUAGUGAAUUCACCCACUUCUCUGCGCACGCACAGUGUACAGAGUAAAAGAUUAAUUGUGCCCUUGUGGCCAAAAAGAAAUUUGAGGGAACGUUGCCACACACAUAUUGAGCCAACAUCCUGCACGAGAAAUUAGCAAUAAACAAGAUGCAUAUUUACAUGGAUGCGUACAAAUCUAGUUUUAAAGGGUUAAGAUGACAGCCAAAACAGUACCUGCCACCAAGAAAGGGAUUAUUAUUUUUUACCCAAUAUGGCAGUUACAAGCAUAAUGGCUAGAUUAGCUUGGAUUUCAUCUUCCUGCCAGCAGAUAACUGGCAAUACUAAUACAGCAAUGUAUAGCACUGUAUUGUUGUCUGGCAAUGUAACUGUUAUGUGUUUUAAGAUGUAAAAUCAAACAUUAGUAUUGCCUUUACUUUUGGUAUCAUAUUAAUGCCUAUUAAAGAUAAAGCACAAUGGAA
Messenger RNA from Xenopus tropicalis (tropical clawed frog), 2210 nucleotides. RefSeq names its product InaF motif containing 1 (gene inafm1). Lineage: Eukaryota; Metazoa; Chordata; Amphibia; Anura; Pipidae. The transcript has a single exon. The record is from RefSeq and is a predicted model, not a curated record. The coding region runs from base 301 to 861 and encodes 186 amino acids.